This is a messenger RNA of Penaeus indicus, 666 nucleotides long. RefSeq names its product serine/threonine-protein kinase pkn3-like. NCBI's taxonomy places the organism in Eukaryota, Metazoa, Arthropoda, Malacostraca, Decapoda, Penaeidae. Gene Ontology annotation, molecular function: protein kinase activity; ATP binding. The record is from RefSeq and is a predicted model, not a curated record. The transcript has a single exon. Gene Ontology annotation, biological process: protein phosphorylation. The coding region runs from base 1 to 666 and encodes 221 amino acids.
AUGACCUACUGCCGCGGCCGCGACCUGUUCCUGGCGGUGGACCAGGAGCCCAGCGACCUGGCCUGCCUCGGCCUCAUGCUGCGGACGUGCCAGGCCCUGCGGCAGGUGCACCAGGCCGGCUUCGUGCACUGCGACCUCAAGCCGGACAACGUGCUGGUGGAGACGGACGCGGACGGCCAGCCGCAGGAGGUCCACAUCAUCGACCUGGGCCUGGCGUGCCGCGGCGGUCACGCCUUCCCGCGCACGGCCCGCGUCGCCAGCAAGCCGUGGUACUGCCCCUGCUUCUUCGACGCCUCGCCCAUGCAGGCCCGCUGCGACCUGGUCGGCCUGGCCUUCUCUCUCGGCUUCCUCAGGGACGUGAUGCAGCGCAAGCACGAAGAGCUGGACGCGCUCCUGCAGAGGGCCUCCGACGCGCAGCACGAGAGGCGGCCGUCGCUGGAGGAGCUCAUCGCCCUCCUGCAGAGGCUCCUUCGGGAGGCCGGAGCUCAGCUGCCCUCGUGCCCCGAGGCGCCCGAAGCGCAGCAGCCCGCGGACGCAGCUGCAGUCCAGGACCUUUCUGAAGCGCCUGCAGUCGAGGAACUUUCUCAAGCACCUGAAGCUCCCAAGGCGGUGGACCUCUCGGAAAUGUGCAGGAACUUCCGGGCGAUGAACAUCUUCCGGAGGUGA